This is a messenger RNA of Mustela lutreola (European mink), 4680 nucleotides long. RefSeq names its product DENN domain containing 1A (gene DENND1A). Lineage: Eukaryota; Metazoa; Chordata; Mammalia; Carnivora; Mustelidae. Gene Ontology annotation, molecular function: guanyl-nucleotide exchange factor activity; phosphatidylinositol phosphate binding. Bases 223 to 3459 code for a protein of 1078 amino acids. The transcript has 24 exons. The record is from RefSeq and is a predicted model, not a curated record. Gene Ontology annotation, cellular component: clathrin-coated vesicle; cytosol. Gene Ontology annotation, biological process: endocytosis; endocytic recycling.
CGCCGGCGACCAUGGCGUUCGCCGGGCUGGAGCGAGUACAUUAACCCCGGGAGGCGGCGGCGGCGGCGACGAGGGAGCGAGCCUCGAGCGGGCGGGCCCAGCCUGAGGGAAGGGAGGAAGGGGCGGGGAGAGCGCCGGAGGGAGGCCGGUCGGCCGCGGGCGGGCGGGCUUGCAGCGCAGCGCCGAGCGGGGCCCGCGGGCCCAUGAGGAGGCCCGGGGACCAUGGGCUCCAGGAUCAAGCAGAACCCAGAGACCACAUUUGAAGUCUAUGUUGAAGUGGCCUAUCCGAGGACGGGUGGCACUCUUUCAGAUCCUGAGGUGCAGAGGCAAUUCCCGGAGGACUACAGUGACCAGGAAGUUCUACAGACUUUGACCAAGUUUUGUUUCCCCUUCUAUGUGGACAGCCUCACAGUGAGCCAAGUUGGCCAGAACUUCACGUUCGUGCUCACUGACAUUGACAGCAAACAGAGAUUCGGGUUCUGCCGCUUAUCUUCAGGAGCGAAGAGCUGCUUCUGUAUCUUAAGCUAUCUUCCCUGGUUCGAAGUAUUUUAUAAGCUGCUUAACAUCUUGGCGGAUUAUACAACAAAAGGCCAGGAGAAUCAGUGGAAUGAGCUUCUUGAAACUCUGCACAAACUUCCCAUUCCCGACCCAGGAGUGUCUGUUCAUCUCAGCGUGCAUUCUUAUUUUACUGUGCCUGACACUAGAGAACUUCCCAGCAUACCUGAGAAUAGAAAUCUGACAGAAUAUUUUGUAGCCGUGGAUGUAAACAACAUGUUACAUCUGUAUGCCAGUAUGCUGUAUGAACGCCGGAUUCUCAUCGUCUGCAGCAAACUCAGCACUCUGACCGCCUGCAUCCACGGGGCCGCCGCCAUGCUGUACCCCAUGUUCUGGCAACACGUGUACAUCCCCGUCCUGCCUCCGCACCUGUUGGACUACUGCUGUGCUCCCAUGCCCUACCUCAUAGGAAUCCAUUUAAGUUUAAUGGAGAAAGUCAGAAACAUGGCCCUAGAUGAUGUCGUGAUCCUCAACGUGGACACCAACACCCUGGAAACUCCCUUUGAUGACCUUCAGAGCCUCCCAAAUGAUGUGAUCUCUUCCCUGAAGAACCGGCUAAAGAAGGUGUCCACAACUACUGGCGAUGGCGUGGCCAGGGCCUUCCUCAAGGCCCAGGCGGCUUUCUUCGGCAGCUACCGAAAUGCUCUGAAAAUUGAGCCGGAGGAGCCAAUCACCUUCUGUGAGGAAGCCUUCGUGUCCCACUAUCGCUCGGGAGCCAUGAGGCAGUUCCUGCAGAACGCCACCCAGCUGCAGCUCUUCAAGCAGUUUAUAGAUGGGAGACUGGACCUUCUCAAUUCCGGCGAAGGUUUCAGUGACGUUUUUGAAGAGGAGAUCAGCAUGGGCGAGUAUGCUGGCAGCGAUAAACUCUACCAUCAGUGGCUCUCCACAGUCCGGAAAGGAAGCGGAGCAAUUCUGAAUACCGUGAAAACGAAAGCGAACCCGGCCAUGAAGACGGUCUAUAAAUUUGCAAAAGAUCAUGCAAAAAUGGGAAUAAAAGAGGUGAAAAACCGCUUGAAGCAAAAGGACAUCACCGAGAACGGCUGUGCCCCCACUGCGGAAGAGCAGCUGCCGAAGACCGUACCGUCCCCGCUGGUGGAGGCCAAGGACGCGAAGCUCCGAGAAGACCGGAGGCCAAUCACAGUCCACUUCGGACAGCCACAAAGACUCCGUCCCACGCGCCUGCCGCCGCCCAAGAUACAGCGCUCGAGGCCCGUACGCCCGCCCCGUCCGCACGUCGUGAAGAGACCGAAAAGCAACAUCACAGUGGAAGGCCGGAGGACUUCUAUCUCAAGCCCUGAGCACCUGGUAAAGCCCUUGCGACACUAUGCGGUCUUCCUGUCCGAAGACUCCUCUGACGAUGAAUGCCAGCGGCAAGAGGGCCCGAGCUCUGGCUUCACCGAAAGCUUUUUCUUCUCCGCCCCCUUUGAAUGGCCUCAGCCCUACCGGACGCUCAAGGAAUCAGACAGUGCAGAAGGUGACGAGGGAGAGAGCCCAGAGCAGCGAGCGCGGGAGCCCAUGAGCCCUGCCCCGGCUCCACCUGACCGGGCUGCCAGCAUCGACCUUCUGGAAGACGUCUUCAACAACCUGGACAUGGAGGUCCCACUGCAGCCACUGGGCCAGGCCAAGAGCUUGGAGGACCUUCGGACCCCCAAAGACCUGAGGGAGCAACCGGGAACCUUCGACUAUCAGAGGCUGGACCUGAGCAGGAGUGACAGGAGCCGUGGGAUGCCGAUGGCCUUGAAGCUCACCCACCCGUACAACAAGCUCUGGAGCCUGGGCCAGGAUGACAUGGCCAUCCCCAGCAAGCCCCCCGCCGCCUCCCCCGAGAAGCCCUCGGUCCUGCUUGGGAACUCCCUGGCUCUGCCCCGCAUGCUGCCGACCCGGGACAGCAUCCUGAACCCCAGUGACAAGGAGGAGACACCUGCCCCCACUCCGGGCAGCAUCACCAUUCCCCGGCCCCAGGGCAGGAAGACCCCAGAGCUGGGCAUCGUGCCUCCACCCCCCACCGCCCGCCCGGCCAAACUUCAGGCUGCCAGCGCUGUGCUCGGGGACUUCUCCUCAGAGCGGCUACAGGCUGAGUGGGAAAGGCGAGCUCCCCGGAGCCCAGCCCCGUUCCCUGGGCUCCUCCCCAGUGCUACCCCACAAGGACCCACCGAACUGCUCCAGCCACUCAGUCUGGCCUCCGGGGCCACGGGCUCGGGCAGUGACGCCCUGCUGGCCCUCCUGGACCCACUAAACACAGCCUGGUCAGGCAGCCCUCUUCCGCCACGCCCUCCAGCCCCGAGUGUAGCCCCCUCAUUCACUUCCCAGUUCAGCUUCCCACCAGCGGGGACCCCCACCCCGUUUCCACAGCCAUCACUCAAUCCCUUUAUCUCCUCUGUGCCUGCGGCGCUGCCUGCCGUGCCCCUGGUCUCCACUGCAGCCGGGCCUUUUGGGGCCCCUCCUGCUUCCCUGGGGCCCGCUUUUGCCCCCAGCCUCCUGCUGUCCAAUUCUGGCUUCUGUGUCCCACACAGAUCUCAGCCCAACCUGUCUGCCCUCUCCAUGCCUAACCUCUUCGGCCAGAUGCCCAUGGGUGCCCCCGCCAGUCCCUUGCAGCCCCUGGGCCCCCCAAUGGUCGCCCCGUCAAGGAUCCGAACGUUGCCCCUGGCCCGCUCAAGCGCCAGGGCUGCCGAGGCCAAGCAGGGGCUGGCCCUGAGGCCCGGAGACCCCCCACUCCUCCCUCCCAGGCCCCCACAGGGCCUGGAGCCAGCACCGCAGCCCUCCGCUCCUCGGGAGGCCAAAGACCCCUUUGAGGAUUUGUUACGGAAGACCAGGCAAGAUGUGAGCCCGGCCCCGGCCCCGGCCCCGGCCCCGGCCCCAGGCUCCGUAGAGCAGCUCAGGAAGCAGUGGGAGACCUUCGAGUGAGCUGGUCGCUGGGAGAGGGCGAGCAGGGCCCCUGCGCUGCACUGCGGGCCGCUGUGCUCCCAGGCUAGCCGGCCCUGCUUCCCCUGCUGCUCUGGUUCUGCCCAGGUUCUACUGGUGGGAAGGAAUGGGACCCCUCUCUGCCGCCCCUCCUCCCCUGCACACCACCCAUCUCCGAGGUCUGGCUGCUAGAGAAUGGUGCCAGUUCUGGCCUGGGAAUGGGCUCAGCCCCUGGGCACCCCCCAACCCUGCCGCCACCCUUCCCCUGGACCCCAAUUAGGUUUUGCACUAAAGCGGUCAGCUGGGCGAAUGACUGUCCAGGCCCCACCCGCCUUCCCCCUGGAAACCAGGAGCCCGAGGCUCCACAAGGCCUCUCCUCCCCAGCCCUGUUGGCCCACCGGCAGCCCGGCCUGCGCACCCCACCAAGACCAGCACAGGAGGCCACGUGGGAGCCUCGCGUGAGCGUGUCUGCACCAGACUCAUGUGGUUUGGGAGUUGGGAGUAAGGAGAAUCGGCCUUAGGACGGGGCAUUUCCAAACCCUCUCUAGCAAUACGCACCCUCGCUCUUUCGUCAGUCUUCACCCCAGCCCUCAACCUUCAGUUCGUUCUGGCUUGGUAGGGAUUUGGGGCUGAGGGGUCCUUGGGAACCCUCUUGAAAGCCAAACCCAGCCGGGCAGCCGGCCCUGGCUGGGGACUGGGGGCUGGGAGCACCAGCAACUCGGAUUUGUAGGAGGAAAAACAGCAGCAGGUAAAUCGAGUGCACUAGGAGGAGGCAGGCCACCGUCCUGGACUCUCCCUCCGGCCGCUGGGGUUUCUCCAGCUCUCCAGUGUUGAUCAGAUGGAGCUCUGCCUCUCGUGCCUGGGACUGUGGGGGGCGGAGCUGAGAAGCAGGCACCCAGAUUCCAACUGGGAAGACAAGCUUCAUGCCACAGGCUGAUGCAGGAGGCCCAGCCGCCCAGGCUCCCUGAGUCAGGAAUGGCCAGGGGGCACUGAGCCCUUCUCUAGGCCCUGGUGGGGCGGACAGACGGCUUCUUGCGCAGAGACAGAAGGGCCAGGAGCCACCCCCUCCCCCGCCCACGUAGCAUAGAAAUUCCUGAGGCCACCGUCACCAAAGCUCAGUUGAAAUGUUUUGUUAUUGUUUCUUUUAUCUAUCUUUUCCUUUUUACGUUAUUGAUUUGAUGAAUCUUAAAAUUGACUAGUUUCAAUAAACCGAGUUAAAAUACA